AUGGAUACCGGAUCUAAGAAAACUGAGACAGGUGCUGGCUCGACAGCUGGUGCCAGUAAACCACCUAGGUCGAAGGGAUACACCAACCCUGCUCUUCAAGCUAUGGGCAUUCCAAGACUCAGGCUGCCAUCCAGGAAUUGGAGUAUCUUUUGGGCCUUGACCCUGACUGUCACAGGUGUGUAUGCUCAUGACAGAUAUCAAAGAAAACAGAUUCGUCAAAAGUGGAAAGAUCGUGUGUCACAUUUGGCAGCUCAGCCUAUGAAUCCUCUUGAACUGCCUCGUAAGGUGACCGUUUAUAUUGCCCCUCCUCCAGCAGACUAUCUUGACUUGGGAUUUGCUCAUUUCCGUCAAUAUAUUAAACCUAUUCUUGUGGCUGCUGCUAUUGACUAUGAGGUCAGAUCCGAGAGCCGUCAAGGUGAAAUUAGAGCCCUAGUUGCUGAGGAGAUCCGUAAUCAACGUCGUUCUGAUGCUGGUUUGCCCACUACUGGUGAACAGAAUGAUGAUCUGGAUGACAUGAUUGCUAGCAAAGUCUAUAGAGAUAACACUGGCGGUGUUAUUUGUGUGGGAAGAGGCGCUUAUAAGGAGUAUAUGAAUGGUUUGCACGAAGGAUGGUUGGGUCCUCUUGAAGCUCCUGUAGAGGAGGUCUCUGAAGCUAGUACCAAUGACCAGCUUCCAUUGUCAGAUUCUGCAGUUAACUCAGCAGAGCUUUCUUCUGGUUCAGAUGCUAAUGCUAAUAGCACUACAGAAGUAACUUCUGCUGAAGCUGCUACUCCAGUUGAGGGCUUGGCCGUUAGCAGUAGAGCAGCCAGUGAAACGGUUUCGUCGCCUUCUAAGGGUGAAGUUCAAACUCUUGAUCAAGCGAAAGAAUCGCUGGAAUCAGUUGAGGAGUUCCCAGAUAGAGAAAGAGAUCUUCAGGAUAUCUACGGACAAUUGCCAGAAAAGAAGGAUGGCGAGGAAGCAGCUGGAUCAGGAGACGCAGAAGGAAGCGAAAAGAAAGAAGAGAAAAAGAAAGUACCCAAGCCAUAUAUCAAGAUUCCCGAGUAUGAGGAUCUUGAGACACCGGCACAGCUAGAAACACUGGCCAAAUUCGAGCCACUGGCGGCCAUCCAUUUCCCACAUUUGCUUGGUUUCAGAAACACACCUAAAAGAAUGUACAGAUUCUUCAAUAGAAGAAAGUUGGCAGAGGAGAUGGGUGAAGCUACAGCGGCGGUUGUAUUUGCUCAAACACGACAAUUCAAACCGCAUGAGGACCAAGAUCUGUUAAAACACGAAGAAAACGAGUGGCCUGCUCAGUGGAAGGCCAAGGGAUUAGAAACCGGUUCUGAGUGGAUGUGGGAUUUCGCAGUUGACGAGCGAAUUGGCAACAAACUGUCAGUCUACGAGUUCCGCGAUAACAACACCACCUCUGACGAGUUUUCCAGCGAUUAA
Molecule: messenger RNA, 1428 nt
Organism: Sugiyamaella lignohabitans
Lineage: Eukaryota; Fungi; Ascomycota; Dipodascomycetes; Dipodascales; Trichomonascaceae
Gene: TIM54
Product: Tim54p
Exons: 1
Coding region: 1-1428 (475 amino acids)
Biological process (GO): sphingosine biosynthetic process
Cellular component (GO): membrane; intracellular membrane-bounded organelle; cytoplasm
Source: RefSeq, a predicted model, not a curated record